Molecule: messenger RNA, 1468 nt
Organism: Dimorphilus gyrociliatus
Lineage: Eukaryota; Metazoa; Annelida; Polychaeta; Dinophilidae
Source: the annotation of a GenBank genome assembly
UAUGAAGAAAACAAUUUUUGAGGCGGUAAAAUCUAUGAAGAAUGGAUCUCUGACGAGUACUCAACUCCUAAACACGUGCUUGGAAAGAGUAGAAAAAGCUAAAGACUUACAAGCUAUAGUAACAUUAAACGAUGAACUAUGUAAGAUAAAAGCUGCCGCUUUAGACGCUAAGAGAGAGGAAUUAAGUGGAGAUGAGUUAGGACCUUUACACGGAAUUCCUGUAGCCGUUAAGGAUAAUUUUAGUACAGCUGGUAUACGGACAACAUGUGCCAGUCGAAUAUUAAGCGACUAUGUACCAAAUUAUACAGCUACUGCAGUUCAAAAAUUACUAUCUGCUGGUGGUUUACUUCUAGCCAAAACAAACAUGGAUGAAUUUGCAAUGGGUGCAGGAUCGGUUGAAAGUCACAUGGGUGAAGUAAGGAAUCCCUGGAAUACAGAUCGUGUUGCGGGAGGUAGUUCGGGAGGGUCGAUUGUGUCUGUAGCAUGCGGAGCUGUUUUUGCAGCCUUAGGAUCGGAUACAGGUGGAUCCGUAAGAAAUCCAGCGUGUUUUUGUGGAGUUGUAGGAUACAAGCCAUCGUAUGGUUUAAUAUCUAGACACGGUCUCAUUUCUUUGGAAAAUUCUAUGGACACAGUCGGCAUAGCUGCGAGAUAUGUGGAUGACGUAGCCUACAUCUUGGAUAUUAUUGCUGGAUGGGAUGCUAAGGAUUCUACAUCUGUUAAGAGGCCAGUUGACAAGGUGCAGUUAGACGAAGAGCCAUCUGUUAAAGGUCUAAAUGUUGGUAUUCCCUACGAUUUUCACGCACCUGGAACAAGUAGAGAAGUUAUAGAUGAAUGGAGUAGAAUUGCUGACGAAUUUGAAAGGGCUGGUGCUAAUGUUGUGAGUGCAUCUCUACCCUCAACUCAAUUUGGUAUAGACGCUUAUUACGUUUUAUGUAAAUCCGAAGUGGCAUCAAACAUGGCUCGUUAUGAUGGUAUAGAAUAUGGUUUUAGAUCAAAUGGUGAAAGCACUGAACAGUUGUACGCCUCGACUAGGGCAAUAGGUCUAAAUGACGCUGUUAGGGAGAGAAUAUUAGCUGGAAAUUAUUUUCUAUUAUCAAGAAACUACAAGAAAUACUACGAAAAAGCUCAAAAAGUUCGAAGAAAAAUUGCGAACGAAUUUAACGAUACCUUUAAUUCCGGAAUAGAUGUUUUACUAACUCCAGCAGUCCUUGAACCAGCUCCUAGAUUUGAUUGGUUUAAAGAUAGCAGAAAUAGAGUUAAGAGUCAAGAUCAUGAUAUUUAUACAAUUACGGUUAACCUGGCCGGUCUUCCUGCUGUUGUCGUUCCCACGGGAUUAAAUAAAGAAAAUUUACCUAUUGGCCUUCAAUUAAUUACACCAUAUUUGAAUGAUGUUAAACUAUUAAAUAUUGCCAAAUGGUUGGAAAAUUAUUGCUCAUUUAAACAAUUUGUCGAUCGACAAAUGAAUUAA